AUGGCAGAGCUGCCCACAGAAAAGAUCACCCUCAAGUCCCGACUUCAGGUGCAGAGCGAGGCUGCCACCAGCGAUGCCCCUGACCCCGACAUCCAACCAGGCUCCACGGCGGCAACGGCAGCGGCCCUCGACGCCAUCCACCUGGCCCCCGGAUACUACACCAGCUUCAGGUUCCUAGGAUCGGCCCUGGCGGUCGGCCUGGGGUUCGGCUGUGGAGUGGGCGGCUACUCCUUGAUCGCACCCAUUCUGUCCUACAUCGACGCCGACAUCGGGCCGGACGCGAACAUUGUCUGGGUGUCGUUGGUGUACACGCUGACCUCGGCCAUCGGACUGCUGCUCUUUGGCCGGCUGUCCGACCUGUUCGGCCGGCGCUGGUUCUUCGUCGGGGGCAGUGCGCUGGCCCUCGUCGGCAGCAUCGUGUGUGCCACGGCCAACAGCAUCCCCAUGUUGAUCGGCGGCGAGACCCUGCUCGGGUUCGCCUCGGCCAGCCAACUGUCGUACGGCUUCACGCUGGGCGAGCUUCUCCCCAUCAAGUACCGGUUCCUGGGCGUCAGCUACUGCUACCUGUUUGUCAUCCCCUUCUCCGCCCUGGGGCCCGGGGUGGCCUACGCGCUGAUUCUGCACACCGCGGCCGGCUGGCGGUGGUGCUACUAUCUCCUGAUCAUCACCAACACCAUCUGCACUUUGUGCUGGUAUUUCUGCUACUACCCGCCGACCUUCCAGGCCAAGAACGGUGACCAGACCUUCUGGCACAAACUUGCCCAGCUGGACUACCUGGGCCUGCUGCUGUACACCGGCGGCCUGCUGCUCUUCCUGAUGGGCCUGUCAUGGGGCGGCUCCGUGCACCCGUGGCGGUCGGCCUACGUGAUUUGCACCAUGGUCAUCGGCCUCCUGAUGCUGGUCGGCUUUGUGCUCUGGGAGGCCUGGGCCACCCUCCAGGAACCCAUGUUGCCCCUGCACCUGUUCAAGCAACGCGGCUUCGCCUCGGCCGUGCUGAUGGUCUCCAUCGGCGCCAGCGUCUACUAUGCCUUUGCCAUCUUGUGGCCCAACAUGGUCAACAUCCUCUAUUCCGAGGGCGAAACCACCAUGUGGAUUGGCUGGGCCUCGUGCACCACUAAUGCCGGAUUCACCUUGGGCGAGAUCUGUGGCGGCGUCCUCGCCAAGGUGUUUAAGAAGGUCAAGUAUCAACUCAUAUGUGCCACCGUUUCAUCCGCAGCCUUGUUGGCCGCCGUCGCGUCCUGCACGCCCCACACCAAAGACCGGGCCAUCGGGCUCAUCUUCGUCGGCACUCUGUUGGUGGGGUGGUAUGAAUCCAUUUCCUUUACUCUCACCACCGUGCUGGUCGACGACCAGACCGAAGUUGGCACCGCCGCUGGACUGGGCGGCUCGGCACGCUCGGGCAUCUCCACCGUCUGCUCAGUCAUCUAUACCGUCGUGCUCAGUAACCGCCUGGCCAGCACGGUGCCGGCUCAAGUCGUGCCUGCCGUCACCGCCGCCGGUCUGCCCGCCUCUUCCGUCGCCAGCUUCCUGACCGCCUUGACCGCCGGCACGCCUGACGCGUAUGCCAAAAUCCCCGGCAUCACCAACGCCAUUCUGGCCGCCGGGCAGCAGGCCUACAAGACGGCCAACGCAGAUGCCUACCGCACCGUUUCUCUCACCACACUGGCUUUUGGCGGCCUGGCCAUCAUCGCCUCGCUGUUCAUGGGAGAGGUGGAGAGUCGAAUGACCGGCGAGGUGACUGCGAAGCUCCACCUUCGUAAGGAGAAGGAGGCAACCAGUGCGGAGACUGCGGCAGUCUGA
Messenger RNA from Capronia epimyces CBS 606.96, 1800 nucleotides. RefSeq lists its product as uncharacterized. Lineage: Eukaryota; Fungi; Ascomycota; Eurotiomycetes; Chaetothyriales; Herpotrichiellaceae. The record is from RefSeq and is a predicted model, not a curated record. Gene Ontology annotation, biological process: transmembrane transport. The coding region runs from base 1 to 1800 and encodes 599 amino acids. The transcript is spliced from 2 exons. Gene Ontology annotation, molecular function: transmembrane transporter activity.